GGAAAUCGGGAUCCAAGGCAUAGUCACGGUAGGAAGGAAGGAAGCAAAAGGAGAAGAGAAAAGGAAAGCUGAGAGGAGUAGUAGUAGUAGAAUGAUGAGCGGGAAGUAUUGCUAUGUGUUCUUCUGCAUUCUCGUCACUGCGAUACAUCGCAGCGGCUGCAGCGACUCUGAGGCUUCGAGAAUCGGUAAUGGUUCUAGCAAGGGAUCGCUCAGCCGCCGCAGUUUUCCAGAAGGUUUCAUCUUCGGCACAGCCUCCUCUGCUUAUCAGUACGAAGGCGCUGCCAAAACAGCUGGUAAAGGGCCUAGCAUAUGGGAUACCUUCACCCACAAACAUCCAGGUAAAAUAAAGGAUGGUAGCAAUGGAGAUGUGGCCAUCGAUUCUUAUCAUCGCUACAAGGAAGAUGUGGGGAUUAUGGUAGAAAUGGGCCUGGACUCAUAUAGAUUCUCGAUCUCAUGGUCUAGAGUGUUACCAGGUGGAAAGCUAAGUGGUGGGGUGAACCAGGAAGGAAUCAAAUACUACAAUAACCUCAUAGAUGAGCUCCUAAGAAAAGGUAUAAAGCCAUUCGUGACUCUAUUUCAUUGGGAUCUUCCACAAACAUUGGAAGAUGAAUACGGAGGGUUCUUAAGUCCUAAAAUUGUGGAUGACUUCAAAGAUUAUGCAGAACUUUGCUUCAAAGAAUUUGGUGAUAGGGUGAAGAACUGGAUUACAUUGAAUGAGCCAUGGUCCUAUGUCACAGGUGGGUACGUAGAUGGUCACUUGGCACCAGGUCGAUGCUCAUCUUGGUUACAGUUAAAUUGCACGGGAGGAGAUUCAAGCACUGAACCAUAUAUUGCGUCACACUACCAACUUCUUGCUCAUGCGGCAGCUGUAAAAUUGUUCAAGGAGAAGUAUCAGGCAUCACAGAAGGGCAAGAUUGGAAUUACACUUAUAGCACAUUGGAUGAUACCUUAUUCAGAAACAAAGCAAGACCGGCAUGCUGCAAAAAGGGCUAUUGAUUUCAUGUUUGGAUGGUUCAUGCACCCACUAACAAAGGGUGAUUACCCUCAAACCAUGCGAAAUCUCGUGGGGGAGCGACUUCCAAAGUUCUCAAUUGAGGAAUCCAAAUUGUUGAAAGGAUCAUUUGAUUUUCUUGGGCUGAACUACUACACUGCUAAUUAUGCAUCACAUGCACCUAAAUCCAAUGCUAUAAACAUGAGUUAUUACACAGAUUCUUGGGCUAACAUCACAAAUCAGCGGAAUGGGAGACUAAUUGGUGAACAGGCUGCUUCAAGUUGGUUGUGUGUUUACCCAAAAGGGUUUUAUGAUCUUCUCCUCUACACAAAGAAAAAGUACAACAAUCCAGUUAUUUACAUUACAGAGAAUGGAUAUGAUGAAAUGAAUAACAACAAAUUAUCACUUGAAGAAGCCCUCGUCGACAAGAAGAGGGUAGAUUACUUUUAUCAGCACCUUUCUUUCCUUCAACAAGCAAUCAAGGAUGGUGUUAAUGUGAAAGGAUACUUUGCAUGGUCAUUGCUGGAUAAUUUUGAAUGGGACUCAGGCUACACUGUUCGAUUUGGUAUCAACUAUGUUGACUACAAGAAUGGUUUGAAAAGAUACCCCAAACUUUCAGCCAAAUGGUUCAAGAGUUUCCUCAAACAUGGAGACAAACAUUAAGAACACAACAUUCCUGUAAUAAUUUACACGCUUUCAUUGCAUGAGUAUGCAGAAUAAAGUGAUUUUCCUUCUUUCUCUUUU
Diospyros lotus (date-plum) is the source of this 1735-nucleotide messenger RNA. Its product is annotated as beta-glucosidase 12-like. Bases 92 to 1654 code for a protein of 520 amino acids. Gene Ontology annotation, molecular function: beta-glucosidase activity. Gene Ontology annotation, biological process: carbohydrate metabolic process. The record is from RefSeq and is a predicted model, not a curated record. Lineage: Eukaryota; Viridiplantae; Streptophyta; Magnoliopsida; Ericales; Ebenaceae. The transcript is spliced from 13 exons.